CAUGACGGAUUUCAGAAGAAAAUAAUACAAAAGGAGGAUGAUGAAGAUGAUGAUGAUUUCUUCUGUGAAGUCACUUUAAUCCCUCCAGAACUUGUUGCUUCUGUGGAACUGCUCUUCUCAGAGGACCAACAGUGUGGAGGUUUCCAGAUGAAGCCUGUGAAGAAGGAAGAACCUGAAGAUACAGAUGAACCCAAACUGAACAAGGAUUUCUCCUGCUCCUCGUGUCCACGUUCCUCUACAACCCAAAAUCAGCUCCAUAAUCACAUCAAGAGCUGCAACCGUGUUAAAUAUGAGAGUCUGGUGAAGAUUAAGACUGAACAUGAGGAUCUGACGCCCACCAGAAGCUCCAGUAAUCAGCAAACGUCCUCUGGUACUGUCAGCAUUAACACGUCUCUCAGUCACACACAGAGAGAAGGAAACGUCUGCUCACAGUGUGGGAAGAGCUUCAGUACCCGGGGUACUCUCAAAAUACACCAGCGCAUUCACACUGGAGAGAAACCAUAUCAGUGCUCACAGUGUGGGAAGAAUUUUAAUCAACAGAGUCAUUUUAAAAGACACCAGCGCAUUCACACUAGAGAAAAACCAUAUCAGUGCUUACAGUGUGAGAAGAGUUUUAAUCAACAGAGUAAUCUCAAAAUACACCAGCACAUUCACACUGAAGAGAAACCGUAUCAGUGCUCACAGUGUGAGAAGAGUUUUAAUCAACAGAGUAAUCUCAAAAUACACCAGCGCAUUCACACUGGAGAGAAACCAUAUCAGUGCUCACAGUGUGGAAAGAGUUUUAAUCAUCAGAGUACUCUCAAAAGACACCAGCGCAUUCACACUGGAGAGAAACCAUAUCAGUGCUCACAGUGUGAGAAGAGUUUCAAUGGACAGAGUACUCUCAAAAGACACCAGCGCAUUCACACUGGAGAGAAAUCAUAUCAGUGCUCACAGUGUGGAAAGAGUUUUAAUCAUCAGAGUACUCUCAAAAGACACCAGCGCAUUCACACUGGAGAGAAACCAUAUCAGUGCUUACAGUGUGGGAAGAGUUUUAAUGAACAGAGUCAUUUUAAAAGACACCAGCGCAUUCACACUGGAGAAAAACCGUAUCAGUGCUCACAGUGUGUGAAAAGUUUUAAUACACAGAGUGAUCUCAAAAUACACCAGCGCAUUCACACUGAAGAGAAACCGUAUCAGUGCUCACAGUGUGAAAAGAGUUUCAAUGGACAGAGUGAUCUGAAAAGACACCAGCGCAUUCACAUUGGAGAGAAACCAUAUCAGUGCUCACAGUGUGGAAGGAGUUUUAAUCAUCAGAGUACUCUCAAAAGACACCAGCGCAUUCACACUGGAGAGAAACCAUAUCAGUGCUUACAGUGUGGGAAGAGUUUCAAUGGACAGAGUACUCUCAAAAGACACCAGCGCAUUCACACUGGAGAGAAAUCAUAUCAGUGCUCACAGUGUGGAAAGAGUUUUAAUCAUCAGAGUACUCUCAAAAGACACCAGCGCAUUCACACUGGAGAGAAACCAUAUCAGUGCUUACAGUGUGGGAAGAGUUUUAAUGAACAGAGUCAUUUUAAAAGACACCAGCGCAUUCACACUGGAGAGAAACCAUAUCAGUGCUUACAGUGUGGGAAGAGUUUUAAUCAACUGAGUCAUUUUAAAAGACACCAGCGCAUUCACACUGGAGAAAAACCGUAUCAGUGCUCACAGUGUGUGAAAAGUUUUAAUACACAGAGUGAUCUCAAAAUACACCAGCGCAUUCACACUGAAGAGAAACCGUAUCAGUGCUCACAGUGUGAAAAGAGUUUCAAUGGACAGAGUGAUCUGAAAAGACACCAGCGCAUUCACAUUGGAGAGAAACCAUAUCAGUGCUCACAGUGUGGAAGGAGUUUUAAUCAUCAGAGUACUCUCAAAAGACACCAGCGCAUUCACACUGGAGAGAAACCAUAGCAUUGCUCUUAGUGUGGGAAGAGUUUUAUUACACAAAAUAAUCUUAAAACGUAUCUGAUUGUAAAAGUGAACUUUUAAUAUCACUAACAUAAUAACAGAACAAAAUCUAAAUACUGAUUAUAUAGAUUAAACAGCUUUAAUACACAGAAAUCAAUACAUGUGAUUUAAACAUGCAGUACAAAUGUUCUUUAGUUUUGUGUUCAGGAUAUUGGUAUAACAUCAUUCUUAACACUAUAUCUCCAACACAGUAUUAAAAUAGAAAUAAUACAUAACUGGUAGACUUACCCGGACAGUCUGUCUGAGGAUUUUAUUCAUAGACAUUACAACAUGUUGGAUUGUCUUUGCUAGAAUUCACUUAGCUUAGUUCUUUUCCUAAUUGGAUAGAUCUGAGAUAAAGCAGACCCUAGGUAGGAGGGAGUUCUUUAAAUGCAUGAAGGCCUCAUCAUGAAAUUAUACAGAUAAAGAGAGAAAAAUAAAGAAUAAUUCAUGGAAUAGUCCAGUGGUUCUCAAACUGUGGUACGCGUACCACUGGUGGUACGUGAAGCAGCACGAGGCGGUACGCCAGAUAAUCUCAGAAAAGUAAUUACAUGCACCGAAAAAAUAAAUCAUUUAAUAAUUAUAAAUAAAAAAAUAUGAAACAAAAUGUGUAAAUUACUAAUAAAAUCUGUUUCAAAGUUCUUAUAAUUCUAUUUGAAUAAAAUCAGUU
Trichomycterus rosablanca is the source of this 2638-nucleotide messenger RNA. Its product is annotated as zinc finger protein 883-like. Lineage: Eukaryota; Metazoa; Chordata; Actinopteri; Siluriformes; Trichomycteridae. Gene Ontology annotation, biological process: regulation of transcription by RNA polymerase II. The record is from RefSeq and is a predicted model, not a curated record. Bases 148 to 1932 code for a protein of 594 amino acids. Gene Ontology annotation, molecular function: DNA-binding transcription factor activity, RNA polymerase II-specific; RNA polymerase II cis-regulatory region sequence-specific DNA binding. Gene Ontology annotation, cellular component: nucleus. The transcript is spliced from 3 exons.